UUUCGAGAACGUAAACAUCACCUUCUUCCUUUGCAUCUCUUUUUGGGGGACACUAUGAUAGAAGAUGAUCAUGCUGCGACAUUCGAAGAUAAUGGUGUAGCUAUUGUGGAAGCUGAUUUUACAACAGAUAAUACUACUGGAAAUAAUUUACAUCGACAUGAUCAUGAAUUGAUAUUACAUUAUAUUUAUACACAAUGUCAAUCAAAUCAUCCUAUCUCUUCUCUUCAACCUAUUCUGAAUCCUCCUCCACAAUGGGCCAAUCAACGGUUUAAUGGUCAUGUUUUCCCUGAAGGAACUCCAAAUGGUAUUGAUCUUUGUGUUUAUUUUUAUCAUGAUGCUCAAGAUUUCACAGAUGUCACCAAGGAAAUGGAACUUUUAUGGAAAAUCAAUGCUCUC
Halteromyces radiatus is the source of this 396-nucleotide messenger RNA. RefSeq lists its product as uncharacterized. The transcript has a single exon. The annotation marks the transcript as partial. The record is from RefSeq and is a predicted model, not a curated record. NCBI's taxonomy places the organism in Eukaryota, Fungi, Mucoromycota, Mucoromycetes, Mucorales, Cunninghamellaceae.